CUAGAUGAGAUGACAUGAAAUCCACCCUUAAAUAUGAGUCUUACUUUUAUGUUUUAAAAGCAACUAUAUAAAAUUCAUCUUGUUAUAACUCUUGAGACAGCAAGGCCCAUUCUUUUUAUUUCUUUAACUGACAAGGUAUAGUAUUCAAUAAGUUAAGCAUCAGGAUCAUAUACAUAACUAGCAAAUUUUUUAUUGGUUAUAAAGGUAACUCUACUGAGCAUCAUGUUUGUGUGAAGCAUAGAGGAGUGUCUUGAUUUUGAACAUGACAUUUAAGAUAUUGGAACACCACAUUACAUUCUGAUCUCUUAUCACACUGAAAAACUGAAGAACAAAAACAAAACAGAUUGAAUAGUACAAUGAGCGAUUUAAACAGUGAAAGAUCAAAGACAUGGAACAUAUACACAGCUUCAAACCCAGGACCAUCACAUUCACAGACAGGAGUUGAUGAGGAAGGUCCAUGGAAAAGCUUUGGAACAUCUAUGAGUGCUAUAUCUUUUGGUUUUGUUGCCACAGCCAUUUUGAUUUCAAUGUUUCUAAUAAUGGCCAUUUUUGAACAUUUAUUUAAACCAACUCCACAAUCUUCUAUGAUGCCAAGUUAUCAGGAAGACCACUCACUACCAACCACAAAACAAGCAAAUGCACAAUCAGUUUCAUCGUCUUAUGCGUGUGAUUUGUCAGUAUUGAUGCCGGGGCAGCAAUAUCCUACCUACAUUGCACAACCAGCACCUCUGCCUUGUCCAAGGGAAGGAGCUUGUUGGCCUUCUCAUCAUGAACAUCAUUUUGUAUUUAAUUAGCACUAAUUUUUCUAACCUACAAACAAAUUAUUAUUAAUGGAUUUAUCUGUAUACAUUAUUUACAGACACAAGAGAUUAUUGGGGGUGUAUUUGUAUAUUUACAAUGUUAGGCCUGUUGUUUCCAACUUGGCUGUCCUCCAAUGUACUUCAAAUUUGUGAAACCGCAACACAAUUUCUUCUCAUGUUCUACAAACAACAAGACUUCACUUGACAAA
Cicer arietinum (chickpea) is the source of this 1009-nucleotide messenger RNA. RefSeq lists its product as uncharacterized. Lineage: Eukaryota; Viridiplantae; Streptophyta; Magnoliopsida; Fabales; Fabaceae. The record is from RefSeq and is a predicted model, not a curated record.